Molecule: messenger RNA, 2922 nt
Organism: Schistosoma intercalatum
Lineage: Eukaryota; Metazoa; Platyhelminthes; Trematoda; Strigeidida; Schistosomatidae
Source: the annotation of a GenBank genome assembly
GUUACUGUUUGGUUUAGUUCUGUUGGUUGGCUGACAGCUUGUUUGACUUGCUUCAGUGAACGGAAAGAUGGAAUCUGCGUCUACGAAAAAGGUCUGCUACUAUUAUGACGUUCAAGUCAUUCUCUUGCUCAACUGACCAAAAUAGUUUUGUUUCCCCAUACCUUCUCAAGACCUGGAUUGUGAAACUCCUAACAAGUUACCAUCUCCAAAGUUCAUUGUUCUCGAUGACUAGCUAGCAUUUUAGUAAUUAAGCUAGCUUCAAUAUUUAGAUAGACAAUUAAAGGGGAUUGCACUAAAUAACUUGAUGUCAGGGGUGUACGUUCCCAUAUGGACGGUUUAUAUUGUAUUUCAUCAUUUCUUAGUACAAAAAAAUGAAAAAUUACCAUUAGGACGUUAAUCCAAAUUCGUCCUUCAGCUUAUAGUGUGACCGCAAAAAGUUAUGCUAUUGAACUUAUUUGUAGCGAAAUCCAAGCACCCAUUCCCCCCCUCACUCUAGAGUAUCUGUUUCACGUCUGGGUAAUAAAUCCAAGACAUUAUCUUCGAGUUCCUAGAAAAACAGUUCGGUAAUUAAAACAUCUGUAAUCCUUUACCCGUUGUUAUUAUGUAAUUGUCCUUAAUUUUGUAGUUACUACUGAGUUUUAUUUUAACCUAUUCCGGUAUUUCUAGUGCCGUAACUCGAAUCAGCUGAUGCUGAGAACCGCAUUCAAAUGUGAUUAUACGUCGAAGUUUCACUUAAGUAUGCUGUCUUACCGGACCGCUCAUGCAAUUCUGUCACUUUGGAAGUGGUUUUACUUUGACUUAGGAUGACAUGCUUUUUGACUGGAUCAUACUCAGCUUUUUACUUGUUAGAUUUAUCAGCAUGCAUUUAUCGCCGGACGUUUAUAUUUGUCUGCACACCUAAUCAAAAAUUUGUCAAAAAUAUAGCGGUUAACCCAUGUGAUAUUGGAAAUUAUUAUUAUGGUCAAGGACAUCCCAUGAAACCGCAUCGCAUAAGGAUGACCCACAAUCUUCUUCUUAAUUAUGGUUUAUAUAGAAAAAUGGAAGUUUAUAGGCCAUCUAAAGCAUACAGCGAAGAUAUGACAAGAUUCCAUAGUGACGAAUAUGUCAAAUUCUUGAAGAAUGUAAGACCAGACAAUAUGCAUGAAUUUAAUAAACAAAUGCAACGUUUCAAUGUUGGCGAAGACUGCCCAGUCUUUGAUGGACUUUUCGAAUUUUGCCAGUUAUCAGCUGGUGGUUCUAUUGCUGCAGCCGUGAAACUGAACAAACAGCAAACUGACAUCGCCAUUAACUGGGGCGGCGGUCUCCAUCAUGCAAAGAAAUCUGAGGCGUCAGGAUUCUGCUAUAUCAAUGAUAUUGUAAUAGGGAUUUUAGAACUUCUGAAAUAUCACCAAAGAGUUCUCUAUGUGGAUAUUGAUAUUCAUCAUGGUGAUGGUGUUGAAGAAGCUUUCUAUACUACUGAUAGAGUAAUGACCGUUAGCUUCCACAAGUACGGCGAAUAUUUUCCUGGAACUGGUGAUCUAAAAGAUAUUGGUGCUGGUCGAGGUAAAUAUUACGCUGUCAAUUGUCCACUGAGAGAUGGGAUGGAUGAUGAUUGCUACGAGCGUAUUUUUAAGCCUGUCGUAACGAAAGUUAUGGAAACUUUUCGACCCGGGGCCGUUGUCUUACAGUGUGGUGCUGACUCAUUAUGUGGUGAUCGACUUGGGUGUUUCAAUCUUAGUCUGAAAGGCCACGGAAAAUGCGUCGAAUUCAUCCGCUCAUUUCCUUUGCCGCUUCUUCUUGUAGGAGGUGGUGGUUAUACAAUCCGGAAUGUUGCUAGAUGCUGGACUAAUGAAACAUCUAUUGCCCUUGCAACUGAGAUCCCCAAUGAUUUACCCUACAAUGAUUAUUAUGAGUAUUUCGGCCCUGACUUCAAGCUGCAUAUAAGUCCGAGCAAUAUGGCUAAUCAGAAUACUAAUGAAUAUCUUGAGCAUAUAAAAACGAAACUAUUUGAAAAUCUGCGAAUGAUACCUCACUGUCCUAGUGUUCAAAUGCAAGAUAUUCCGGAUGACAUUGUCGAUUUUGACGAAAAUGAUGCUGUUGCAAAAGAUUUAGCUGAUCCAGACAAGAGGAUUUCAAUAAUGGCUGCGGAUAAAGCCAUCAUGCCCAAUAAUGAGUUUUUCGACGAUCCAGAAGAAGGUUCUGGACUUGGAGGCACUACACUUCGAUCAGGCAAAUCAGCUUCACGAGAUGUUCAAAAUCACCGAGACCAACCAAAACGCGCACGCACGGAUGAAGAUGCCAGUUCAUCCACCACGAAAUCAAACAGUAAAGAAGGAAGUGGGUCUAAAAAGUCAGAUUCUACUAGUGACAAGCGUUCGGAGUCCAAAAGCGAUUUUGUAGAAAAAAUGGAGGUCGAUUUAUCUAAAAAAGCCAACGGUCUAAUAGAACCGGAGCGAGCUGCUAAUUAACUGGGUUUCUGUCACAUUGUUUACUCUUAAUAAUUUUUGUAAAUGUCUUUGUCCCUGUCUUCUUUUAUACAAAUAAUCCCCCGUGAUUCACAUGAAUGUCAUGUUUAUGAUAUCCUGUGUUCAUUGUUUGUUUGACAUCUAACUAUAUGUAUUCUCUCUUCUUAUUUUCCGGAAUUGCCUGUCAUAUUGUACGCAUUUAUUCGACUUAAAUACUACUAAAUUGUACAGUUCCUGCAAAAGUAUACCAUUUGCUAUUCUAAUGUUCAGUGAAUUCAAUUUUGCUUAUAUGUUUUAUGAUAAAGGUAGGUAAUAAAAAUUUACAGUAUUCAAAUGACCACUUUUCUGUAAUUCAAAAAUAUAUCGACCAGCUGGCAGCAGGGUGGAAAAUCAUUUUUCGAACAAGUUAUUCAUUUUGUACAGUUUUGUUUAGAAAAUGAGUACGUAAAUAAACAGCAACAUUUCACUGAAUCACUUC